CGCCCACUGGUGGCAUGUCAACAAACAGGUGGCCACGGGCGGACGAGUCGUAUCAACAUAAAAAAAAAAAAAAGGAAACUAACAAUAAUUCUAUUAAUAAUAAGUUGGGAUUUAAAGUCAAAACGAGCAGGCAAUGCCUCAACUGACAUUAUCGGCAGCCGUACAACUGGUCCUGCUGCUGUCGGCCUUCCCGGCCCAGUACUUUGUCCAUAAAUGGUGCGGAAACACGGCGGAAGAGCGCCUUCGUGCAUCCUCGCAUCUAAUUCAAGAGUGGAAAGAGUGGAGCGCUUCUUACCUGGACGUUUCCGUGUGGCACGAGUGGACCACGCGGCAGGUUUCCAAAUUCUGGUCCGUGCUGGGUCUGGACCCGGACGAGGAGGGCUUGAGGAACACCAUGGACACCAUGUUGUUUGACAACGACCAGGGAUUCUUUGGAGCGUCGAAGGAGGUGCGCAGUCCGCGGCCGCCGUACGUCUUCCUGCGGGUGGGCGAGGUGGUGAUGGAGCGUAAAGCCCACCGGAUCGGCGUGGUGGUGAGCUGGGACACCGAGCUGAGGGCCCCCGCCCAGUGGGUGGACAGGCUCUACAGCAGAACGCAGAAUGGCGUAGCAGAGAAGACUCCUCAUUACAAGGUUCUGUUCAGCGGGACAAGACCUGAACAUGUCGUGGUGGCCUACCUGCCGCAGACUCAACUCAGACGUGUCACUGGAACCAAACCAAACAUUCCAAUCUUGGAGAGCUACUUCACUCAUUUUGACGGCGAACGCUUCUUCCCUCUACCGUGGCUGAAAGAAAUAUUUCCCGAAGACGACGUCGACAACGACUGAGCCUCGACGACUGCUAGCCCAUUUUAGCAGGAGCUCAUUUGAAUGUAUCGUGUGACAAAAGGUUUUUUUUGUGUGCGUGUACAAGUGUUAGCCACCAUUACCUUUUGAAUUAAACCGCAGCCAUUUUGUCACAACAUUAAAUACGGCGCCUCCUCAAAAUGGAUACUCAGGAAAACAAGAACUUUCUACCAUUCUUCAUGAUGUCAACAUUAUUGUUGAGGAACAAUAGUGUGAACUCAUGUCGUGCGUUCAAUCUUUUAGCAUUCUUCAAAAAAAUAGGGCCAACUAAAAUGAGUUUCAUUUGUCAUAUUUUUUAUUUUCAAAUGCUUCCAGUGUAGGCUGCUCUUAUGGUAUCAAAAACAAAUGGGGGGAAAAAGCCAAAGAAAAUGCAAAAUGCUAGAAAUUCUUUCAAUUUUCGGUUCCGAAUUGUACGGUCUACUUAUACCGUAUUGUAAUUGUAUAUAUUGUAGGAUCAUAUCGACUUUGGAGGUUCCACUGUAUUACGACGCGCAUAACGACACAUACAGUUCAGCCUCUUUUUCUAUUUUAAUGGCUGCUUAUGAUGGGAUCAUCUCAAAAUUAUGUCACAUGACUUUGUUGUACAUGCCCACCUUUGAAUGUCUAGUUAUGAAUGUUUGAGUUAAUAAAUGACAAGACGGCAUUUAUUGCAACCGACGCGUUCCGGACCAUACGUGCAUUGGUGCCUUGACAUCCAAACACUUGUAUGUUAAAUCAUCUAUCCCCAUUGAAAAUAAUAGGAAUGCCAUUAAUCAGUUCUGGGUUUUGUUAUU
Syngnathoides biaculeatus (alligator pipefish) is the source of this 1617-nucleotide messenger RNA. RefSeq lists its product as uncharacterized. The record is from RefSeq and is a predicted model, not a curated record. Gene Ontology annotation, molecular function: DNA binding. Bases 134 to 826 code for a protein of 230 amino acids. Lineage: Eukaryota; Metazoa; Chordata; Actinopteri; Syngnathiformes; Syngnathidae. The transcript is spliced from 7 exons.